AGGGAAGUACAGAAUGCUAUCGCAUGCAGGAAUUAGCAAGAUAGAAAUAAUGACUGAGGGAAAGAUAGCAAGAGAGAGAAAAGAGAGAUGGAUGGAAUAGAUGAUUUAUGGGAGUACAGGAGAGGGGUGAUUUAGAAAGGGAUUUCAUGAAGGGAAGAAGGAGACAGAGAAAGAGAGAGCAAUGUGGUAGAUAAAUAUACAGAGAGUGAGAGAUAAAAGACAGAGAGCAAGAGAGAAAGGAAGGGGAAGAGUGCAGGAUGUGGAGAGUUCCCUUCGAGUCCCAGAGAGUGACGCUGGAGGCGGGGAGGAAUGGGUUUAGAUCCUGCCAGUUCAUUCGAGUGUUCGCCGGAGUCCCCUGAAUGCAACCACUCUCUGGACGAGUUUGGGCAGGAGAGACGGCAGGAGCAAGAGCUUGUGGAGCGGGUGAAAAAUCUCCACACUUUGGACUGGGAUUUGUUUUAGACACUUUGGACUGGGACUUUGUGUUGGACACUCUGGACUGGGAUUUGUUUUAGACACUCUGGACUGGGACUUUGUGUUGGACACUCUGGACUGGGACUUUGUGUUGGACACUCUGGACUGGGAUUUGUUUUAGACACUCUGGACUGGGACUUUGUGUUGGACACUCUGGACUGGGAUUUGUUUUAGACACUUUGGACUGGGACUUUGUGUUGGACACUCUGGACUGUGACUUUGUGUUGGACACUCUGGACUGGAACUUUGUGUUGGACACUCUGGACUGUGACUUUGUGUUGGACACUCUGGACUGUGACUUUGUGUUGGACACUCUGGACUGGGACAUCACUUGGACCACACAGCAGACACACAGAGGAUGUGUCUAGAAUAUGUUUAGUACUUCUUCUCGUCUCUGUGGGCGGUAGUACCAGUUCUGCAAACCGAGGGUUUGUCGUUGCCGUGUGGGUUGACCCGGCAACACCAUGCUGAAGUGUGUUAUUCAGCGGGCUAACAACCUGCGGGUGAAAGAUGGUCACCUCAGCGACCCUCUGUGCGGUGUCAUAUUCAGAGGAUCGAAAAAGAAGACAAAGGUCAUCAAGAAUAAUGCUAACCCUGUCUGGAAUGAGGGUUUUGAGUGGGACCUGAAGGGAAUACCACUGGAUUCAGGGGCGGAGCUCCAUGUGGUGGUCAAAGAUCAUGAAAAGAUGGGGAGAAACAGGUUCCUGGGGGAAAGCAAGGUGGCCCUGAGGGAUGUGCUCAAUUCCCCCAACCUGGCUGCUACUUUCACUGUGUCACUCCUGGACACUAAGAAAAAUAACACUGGGGCCACUCUGAGCCUGCAGGUUUCCUACAUCCCUCCUCCAGGAAUGACUCCUUUUUUCCAGCCUCCUCCUCAGCCUGAGGCCCGGGAGAAGCCUGUGGAGCUGGACACUGUCACAGUCUUCUCCCUGGAUACCAUGGGCGAGGAAGACACAGAGAGCAUGCUGAGGAUGGAGCAGACAGACGAACCAGACACCGAGAGCCAACAGGGAACCCAUCACCAGGGGAUCCAGGGGGGUCAGGAGACACCCACAGCCCAGACCCCUAAAAGGGCCCCGCCCAACUACAUCCCUGGGAUUAAGAGGAAAAAGAGACAGCAGAACAACCAAUCACCACUGUCCAACAAACCGCAGGACCUGCAGGUGCGUGUCCGAGUCAUCGAGGGCCGACAAUUGCCGGGUGUCAACAUCAAACCAGUUGUCAAGGUAACGGUUGCUGGGCAGACAAAGAGGACGUGCAUCAAGAAAGGAAACAACCCUGUGUUUGACGAGACUUUCUUUCUGAACUUCUAUGAAAGUCCCUCUGACCUUUUUGAUGAGCCCAUCUUCAUUACUGUUUUUGACUCCAAGUCAAUGAGAACUGACUCUGUGAUUGGGCAAUUCAAGCUAGAUGUUGGAACAGUCUACAAUGAGAGCAGACAUGCGUUUUUGAGGAAGUGGCUCCUCCUUUCUGACCCUGAUGACCUCUCGGCUGGGGCAAGAGGUUACCUGAAGGUCAGCCUUUUCGUAUUGGCUGCUGGCGAUGAGGCUCCGGCCGAUAAAAAGGAGGGGUUGGAGGAUAAGGAGGACAUCGAGGGGAACCUGCUGCGACCGGCUGGUCUCACACUCCGAGGAGCCAUCUUCGCUCUCCGCUUAUUCAGAGCGGAGGAUCUUCCACAGAUGGAUGACGCAUUUAUAGAUGGCAUGAGGCAGAUUCUGGGAUUUGACAGCAACAAAAAGAAUCUGGUCGACCCCUUGGUGGAAGUCAACUUUGCUGGAAAAACGAUGUGCAGUAAAAUAAUGGAAAAGAAUGCCAACCCUCAGUGGAACCAAAGCCUGACCAUGCCAAUACGGUUCCCAUCUAUGUGUGAAAGGAUGAGGAUUCGGGUCCUGGACUGGGACAGAGCCAGCCAUAACGAUGUCGUCGGGACCACCCACCUCUGCAUGUCCAAGAUUUCUGCCCCAGGAGGAGAGGUUGAGGAUGAAUUGGUCCCAAGGAACCUCCAAACCUUCAUGGACGACAGUCUGGGUUUCCUGCCUUCCUUUGGCCCCUGCUAUGUCAACCUCUAUGGAAGCCCCCGGGAGUUCACAGCCUUCAAUGACCCCCAUGAAGCUCUUAACCUGGGCAAGGGAGAGGGCGUGGCAUAUCGUGGCCGUGUCCUGAUCGAACUCAGUACCAGGCUUGUGGACACGUUGAAGGCCAGUGUAGAGGACAUACCCAACGAUGACCUGCUAGUUGUUCAGAAAUUCAUGCGAAAGCGGAAAUACUCUCUCUUUGCGUCGUUCUACUCUGCCACCCUUCUCCAAGAUGUUGAUGAUGCGAUCCAGUUCGAGGUCAGCAUCGGGAACUAUGGCAACAAGUUUGACAACACCUGUCUCCCUCUCGCCUCGACGACACAGUUCAGCAGGGCUGUGUUUGACGGCUGCCACUACUACUACCUCCCCUGGGGUAAUGUGAAGCCGGUGGUGGUCCUGUCUUCUGAAUGGGAGGACAUCAAACCUCGAAUAGAAACCCUCAACAUGCUGUUAGCUGUGAUUGAUCGCCUGGAGUCCAACCUAAAGGAAGUUCAGUUGGAUCUGCAAUCAGGAAGUGAAUUGGAGGACGUGGAGCUAAAAGUGGUCAAGCUAUUAGAUCAGCUCAUCGCUGAUUGCAGAGAGGAGCUUCCGUCGAUCGACGGGUGGUCGUGUGUAACUCAGCUGGACAAAGCCCUGAGACACCUCAGGGUUGUCCAUCUACAGCAGAUUGAACAGGCUGCUACAGCCUUGAAGCAUGGUCCUGCCACAGACCUCAGUACUGUCCUAGAGCAAGCGGAGGACUGGGCGUUGAGGCUACGCAACAUAGCAGAGGAGCCCCAGAACAGCCUACCAGACAUCAUCAUCUGGAUGCUACAGGGGGAUCGCCGCGUGGCCUACCACCGUAUCCCAGCACACACUGUCUUAUUCAGCCAGAAACACUGUGGGAAGAACUGUGGAGAACUCCAGAGCAUCUUCCUGAAGUACCCACAGGGAGGUUCUGGACUCAGCAAGCUCCCGGGCCAGAUCAGAGUCAAGGUGUGGUUUGGUCUUGCUGCAGACGUCAAGCACUUCAACCGCUGUGCAGAGGGGAAACUGUCCGUCUUCGCUGAGACUUAUGAGAACCAGGUGAAGCUGGCCCUGGUGGGAAACUGGGGGACCACCGGACUAACCUCCCCCAAGUUCAGUGACGUUACAGGCAGGGUGAAGCUGCCCAAGGAGUCCUUCAAACCCUCCCCUGGCUGGAGCUGGGCCGGGGAAUGGGUUGUCAGCCCAGAGAGGACGAUGCUGUACGACACAGAUGCCGGUCACAUGACCUUCACAGAGGAGGUGUUUGAGAACCAGAUGAGGUUGCCCGGGGGACAAUGGAUUGGCAUGCCAGAAGGAUUCACUGACCUGAACGGGGAAAAGGCAGUGCCUAAGGAUGACAUUGAGUGUCCCCCAGGUUGGGUGUGGUCAGAAGAAGAAUGGAGCGAAGACUUGAACCGAGCUGUGGAUGACCAUGGAUGGGAGUAUGGCCUAACCAUCCCCCCGGAUCGGAGGCCCAAGGCCUGGGUGCCGGCGGAGAAGAUGUACCACACCAACCGCCGGCGGCGCUGGAUUAGGCUCAGGCGCAGGGACAUGCAGAAGAUGGAGGCACUGAAGAAGCAGCGGCCUGAUGAAACAGAGAGGGAGGGGUGGGAGUACGCAUCCCUGUUUGGGUGGAGGUUCCACCUGAAGCCCCGCAAGACGGACUCCUUCCGCAGGCGGAGGUGGAGAUGUCGGAUGGAACCCACGGAGAAGACGGGCCCCGCGGCCAUCUUUGCCCUGGAGUGUUCCCUGGGGAGUGUAAUGGAAGACAAGAGCGAUGACAAAUCAGUGACGGCGACCUUUGGGGUCAACCGCCCCACCAUCUCCUGUAUCUUUGACACUGGGACUCGUUACCACCUACGCUGUUACCUGUACCAGGCCAGAGACCUUCCAGCCAUGGACAAAGACAGCUUUUCAGAUCCCUAUGCCAUAGUGUCCUUCCUGCAUCAGAGUCAGAAGACGGUGACCGUCCGUAACACGCUGAACCCUACCUGGGACCAGACACUGAUCUUCCACGAGGUGGAGGUGUUUGGGGACCCUGCGGUCACUGAGAGAAACCCACCCAGCAUAGUGGUUGAGUUGUACGAUCAGGACACAUAUGGGGCGGAUGAGUUCAUGGGUCGCAGUGUGUGCCGGCCAUCCAUCGAUGUCCAACCACGGCUGGCCUGGCAUCCAAUCAGGAGAGGGGACCGGAGCGCAGGAGACCUGCUGGCUGCCUUUGAGCUCAUACGACGUGAGAAGCCUGCUGUUCAUCACAUUCCUGGACAGGAGGGGGACAUCCCGCCUCACAUUACGGAUGAGGUCUUUCUCACUGGAUUCUUCUCGGAAAACCAGCAAUGGCCAAAUGAUUCUGACCUACCGUACCCGCCCCCCCAGAGAGAACCCAACAUCUACAUGGUUCCGAAGGGGAUCAAGCCUGUCCUGCAACGGACAGCCAUAGAGAUCUUAGCGUGGGGUGUCCGGAACCUGAAGAGCUUCCAGCUGGCCAGCGUUACCUCUCCCAGCCUGCAGGUGGAGUGUGGCGGCAGUGUGGUGCAGUCCUGCGUCAUACGAUCCAUGAAGAAGAAACCCAACUUUGACGUCAACACGCUCUUCUUGGAUGUGAGACUGCCUUGCGAGGAACUCUACAUGCCUCCCGUCAUUGUGAAGAUCAUCGACAACAGGCCUUUUGGCAGGAAGCCUGUGGUGGGACAAUGUACCAUCAGGAGCCUGGAAGACUACCGCUGUACCCCGGACGAGGAGGAGGAGGAGACAGGGGAGGUGGACGAGCUUGAUGAGAUGGUCCCGACGCCCCGUGACGAUGUUCUGAUCGAUAUUGAUGACCAGGAGCCCCUCAUCCCUGCACAGUUUGCAGAUGGGAGCAGCUCUGCCGUUAUUAACAUCUCUCGCUCUUCCAGUCAACAUCUGUUACUGUGGGAGGAGGAAGUAAUGGACUGGUGGUCCAAAUUCUACGCUUCAACUGGAGAGAAGAACAGAUGUGGCGACUACCUGGAGAAAGGAUGUGACACAUUGCAGUUGUUUGAAGGGCCUCUGGAGGAGACAGAAAGCUUCCAAGGCCUCUCAGACUUCUGCCAGACCUUCAAACUGUACCGGGGGAAGAACCAAGAUGAUGGAGAUGACCCUUCUGUUGUUGGAGAGUUCAAGGGCAUGUUGAAGAUCUACCCCAUCCCAGAAGACCCUUAUGUCCCCCUGCCACCCCGCCAGUUUCAUCACUUACCCCCCAACAACGUAGAGGAGUGUCUGGUCCGAGUUUACAUCAUACAGGCCACCGGACUGCAGCCCAAAGACCCCAAUGGAAAGUGUGAUCCGUACGUGAAGAUCAGUCUGGGUAAGAAGUCCAUCAACGACCACGACAACUACCUGCCCUGCACCCUGGACCCUGUGUUUGGAAAGCUGUUUGAGCUGACCUGCUCCCUGCCUGUAGAGAAAGAUCUGAGAAUACAGCUGUAUGACUAUGACAUGCUCACUAAGGACGAGAAGAUCGGAGAGACCGUUAUCGACCUGGAGAACCGCUUCUUGUCUCGAUAUGGGGCGUGCUGUGGCCUUCCUCAGUCCUACUGCCUGUCUGGGCUGAACCAGUGGAGGGACCAGUUGAAGCCGUCUCAACUGCUGGUUAGAUUGUGUGACAGGAGGAACUACAAGAGACCCGUCUUCAAGCACGACAGAGUCAUAUUCAGGGGACAUGAGUACUCUGCUGCCGAGCUGGAUGAUGCAAGCCCCCCCAGCCCUCACCUUGGACCCCUACAGGAGCGUCUCUGCCUGUUCAUCCUCCGUAGACAGGGGCUUGUGCCAGAGCACGUGGAAACACGACCGCUGUACAGUCCCCUACAGCCAGACAUAGAACAGGGGAAACUGCAGCUGUGGGUUGAUCUCUUCCCCAAGUUCCUUGGCCCCCCCGGACCCCCCUUCAACAUCACUCCCCGCAGGCCUAAGAAGUUCUUCCUGCGCUGUAUCAUAUGGAACACCAGUGAUGUCAUCCUGGAUGAUGUCAGCCUCACCGGGGAUAAAAUGAGUGACAUCUAUGUUAAGGGGUGGCUUCAUGGCCAUGAGGACAACAAGCAGAAGACGGAUGUCCACUAUCGCUCGUUAGGAGGAGAGGGUAACUUCAACUGGCGCUUCCUGUUUCCUUUCCACUUCCUCCCUGCUGAACAGCUCUGUAUCAUCGACAGAAAGGAGCACUUCUGGAGUUUGGACAAGAACGAGAUAAAGAUUCCUCCUAAACUCACUAUUCAGAUCUGGGACAACGACAAGUUCUCCUUUGACGACUUCCUGGGCUGCGUGGAGUUGGAUCUCCAACACAUGCCGCGUCCGGCCAAGUCCCCUGAGAAGUGUUCCCUGUCCACCCUGACCCAGGAGCCGGACAAGACCGUGUCCCUGUUCGAACAGAAGACGGUGAAGGGCUGGUGGCCGUGUGUCUGUGACGGCAGUGGAGAGAAGGUCAUCGCUGGGAAGGUGGAGAUGUCUUUGGAGAUAGUUCCUGAGCAGGAGCAGGAGGAGAGACCAGCUGGACUGGGGAGAGACGAACCCAACAUGAACCCUUUCCUGGAGGCGCCACAUCGUCCUGAGACGUCCUUCCUGUGGUUCUCUUCUCCCUACAAGACAAUAAAGUACAUUCUCUGGGGAAGAUAUAAAUUCUUCAUCCUACUCUUCAUCAUCCUUUUCCUCCUAUUCCUCUUCAUCGGAGUCUUCCUCUACUCCUUCCCAAACUAUGCUGCUAUGAAAAUGGUGGGCCCAUUCAGUGGAGCAGCCAAGCCAACUACAUAAUGAAAGAACUGAAGAAAGACCCAGAAAAAGGAGAACGAGAGGAGGAGAGAAGAAAGGAGGUGAGAAGAGAGAAAAUGAGAGAUACAGAAAACCAAAGAAACAGCAAUGGAGAAGGGAGAGAGAUUGUGAAGCGCUAAAGCGAAGAGAUGUGAAAGGGAAUGACACUUUACCUAUCAAGAUGAAACACGUGACGUGUUGAAAUGCCACAUGGAGAUCUCAUUGUCCUCCACAUCCUUCACAUGGCUCUGUAGUCUGGCCGUAACACACACACCCCAGAGAAGAAAUGUCACACCCCAGCUGAGAGCUACGGUUUCCCAGCUCCAACCCUUCGGCCCGGCUCUCCCAUCCAUCUGGGGCCUCUCUUUGAUGUCAGAACUGUCAUCAGGGUUUCCCCAAAUAAUAUCUACAAUGCAGUGAAAUACAGUGAAAUACAGUGUCUCAAUCAGUCCGUGUGCGCUCAGGUUCUGAUGCCUGUUUGCUCUUUGAUUCCUUGUUUCCCCUUCAAUAUCUCUCUCUCUUUAUCUCCCUCUCUUUAACGCAGACUCCCCGUCUCUCAUCCAACCCUCCCCGUCUCUCAUCCAACCCUCCCCGUCUCUCAUCCAGCCCUCCCCGUCUCUCAUCCAACCCUCCCCGUCUCUCAUCCAGCCCUCCCCGUCUCUCAUCCAACCCUCCCCGUCUCUCAUCCAGCCCUCCCCGUCUCUCAUCCAGCCCUCCCCGUCUCUCAUCCAACCCUCCCCGUCUCUCAUCCAACCCUCCCCGUCUCUCAUCCAACCCUCCCCGUCUCUCAUCCAACCCUCCCAGUCUCUCAUCCAACCCUCCCCGUCUCUCAUCCAACCCUCCCCGUCUCUCAUCCAGCCCUCCCCUUCUCUACCCCUUCCUUGGUCUUUCUCUGCCUUUCCAAUCUUGUUGUUGGGACGAGAAGAAAACACCUUCCCCUCUUUUCACAGCUAGGAGCUUCUUUCCUUCAUGCAGAGAAGAGGAUUAGAUCUGCCCCCUCCGUCCAUCACUUCCUGUCUACUGUCUCCCAUUCCCUGUUCUGGGUUAAGUCCUGGAUUUGUUCUCAGUGCUCCGAGCGGGUUGUUAUCAGACACCCUGCUGUUAGACACACACACACACACCAGUACACACAGAACUCUCAUGGUUGUUAAGCAAAGGAGACGGAGAUAAAAGCAGCCUCCUACUGUUCGGCAUUAACUAAAUGACAUCAAGCACGUUCAGCCGGUUUGUCUGGGUGUGUAAGUGUUUAAAGUUUUUUUUUUUUCCAGGCGUCGUAUCAGGUUGAUUUUCGGGGUCACACACACAUUUCAGGUGGAUUAGUCCGACUGCUCUGACCUCGACCAUUCUGUGCGUGUGUGUGUUUUCUCCCGAGCAUUAAGUUCAUGUUAGAACGUGUGCCUUGCUGCAUGCCGGGAGGAGGAGCCAACACGUCGUACAGCACUAGGCUUCUCCAGAAACGCUGUGCAGGCAACCAAUGAACACUGUGAUGGAGGCGAUUGGCAGGUAUGGAGGAGUGGUGUUCCUCAGCGCUGCUGCUCUUGGGCAACGUGGGUGUUUUCAUUCACUCUCCACAACUCUGUGCUGCGCUGAUGCUGGCUGUCAAAUGGGGGCCUUCGAAGCAGAGACCCCAAUACUUUGGACACUAUGACGCCAGAUCCAAACCCUCUAUUCAAAUGAGACCUUUGUUUGAUCAUGGCUGGUAUAUCUACAUAGCUUUAACUGAUUGAAUGACAUAGGUCCUCCUAAGUCUGACUGAUAGCCGCUCUGCUUCUUACCAAAAACGGGGGCGGGGCAGCUACUAUGUUAUGUUAAAGAAAUGGAGAGUGUGGCUUUAAAUAUGCGACGGCCUCAUUAAAAACCCUUUGCUGUUAAUGCUUCACGCUUCUGAGCCGCUACGCCUGGAGAUCCAAAGUGAAAUGAACGGUUGGAUUGUAACUGGGCUUUGAGUCCGGGACAUCUGAAAGCCUUAGCUGUUAAACCAUGUCUGUAUACCCUGAAGCCUUUGGGACGAACUCUGCAACUCUACACACAUCCAGACAGUUCUACUUUGGUCUUUAUCAUGAAAGGGAACCCAUCCCAAACUCCUGACAAGGUCAUUUCAGGUUUACCUUCUACACACCUGGUCUGAAUUAAGGAAUGAAAUGACUAAAUGUCUGUCUUCAUCUUUAUUCAACUCUGCCUUCUACUCUGUUAUCUAGUCUGCCUUCUACUCUGUCUUCUACUCUGUUAUAAACUCUGCCUUCUAGUCUGUUAUAAACUCUGCCUUGUAGUCUGUUAUAAACUCUGCCUUCUAGUCUGUUAUAAACUCUGCCUUCUAGUCUGUUAUAAACUCUGCCUUCUAGUCUGUUAUAAACUCUGCCUUCCACUCUGUCUUCAACUCUUCUCCAAAGAAUCACGUUGCCUUUUAUUAUCAGUCUGUAUUGCCUGCUCUAUGUACUCCAUACACAAUAUAAAUGCACCGAUAAGUCUGUUUUCAUGGCAAUAGAUAUAUGAGUCUUAUGACUGUACUCUAAAUAAAUCGUAUCCAAGUUCA
Molecule: messenger RNA, 9849 nt
Organism: Esox lucius (northern pike)
Lineage: Eukaryota; Metazoa; Chordata; Actinopteri; Esociformes; Esocidae
Gene: dysf
Product: dysferlin, limb girdle muscular dystrophy 2B (autosomal recessive)
Exons: 60
Coding region: 939-7319 (2126 amino acids)
Biological process (GO): monocyte activation involved in immune response; plasma membrane repair; vesicle fusion
Cellular component (GO): cytoplasmic vesicle; T-tubule; membrane
Molecular function (GO): calcium ion binding; calcium-dependent phospholipid binding
Source: RefSeq, a predicted model, not a curated record